This is a messenger RNA of Rhodofomes roseus, 1278 nucleotides long. RefSeq lists its product as uncharacterized. The record is from RefSeq and is a predicted model, not a curated record. The coding region runs from base 1 to 1278 and encodes 425 amino acids. NCBI's taxonomy places the organism in Eukaryota, Fungi, Basidiomycota, Agaricomycetes, Polyporales, Fomitopsidaceae. The transcript is spliced from 5 exons.
AUGUUUACUUGGGACGACACACAGACCACAAUCCUCCAGGCAUCUGUGGAUAAAUACAUAAAUGCCAAUGGAACAGCACGUGACGAUGUCAUUGCAACGGCUUUGAAUGAACUGGAGCAGGUGCAGCUGGGAGAACUGGAACCGUUGCCAAAGGAGGCCAGAUUGCAGGCGGUUGAGAAGUGGUUGGCGGACGUGUCCAACAAGCGUAAGCGUCAGCCAAAGAAGCGAAAGAGAGGUGUCAUGAUGGGUACGAUCCGUGGCACAGAUGUCUGGCUCGACAAACAUAGGCAGGAAGUCUACGACAACGCAUACAGUGAAGGAACAAACGAUCCAUUGUCAAAGUUUACCGAUGCGCGGUGGGCAACUUGGCGAGAAGUGCCCCAGGAAGAAAAGGCGGUUUGGGAGGGAAAAGCGGAAGAGUUACGCAACCUGGUCCACAAAGAAGGAGUCAAGAUAACACCGCGUCUCCUGCCCCUCGAACCUAUGAUGAACAGUCUCGGGAGGUUGUGCCGAAGCGUGGAGCGGAAGUCGCUCAUUGAGGACGGCGCAUACAUAGUGACACUGUAUGCGGCAAACACAACAGACAAAGGCCCGGUGAUGGGAGUUAUCGAUCACAACCUGGAUCACGGAGCAACGUCAAACUUCAGUUCGCUCUUGAAGACCGCGGAAAACUAUAACAGCAUAUGGACCUUGUUCGACGGCUGGGCAAAGGAACAACUGCAAAGAAAGGCCGAUGUUCUGCAGUCAAGGGGAAAGCCGGAUAAGCCGAGCAAAGCGCAGAAAAAGACGGAUUUUGGGCCGCUUCUCUCAGUGGACGAAGAGACGGGCCUGCCCAUUAUGCUUAGUGAAGCGGAGUUGGACUCGCUUGUUGCUGGCAUGGUUCAGAAAUGGAUAGCAAUUGUCAGAGAGUUCCUUACUCACCAUUACUUGGCGGCGAGCAACGGCAAAGUCCCGCGUAUACCUUGGAAGGCCCACGCUUCCCCUGCGUCCUGUCUCGAUGCAAGCAUGUGGUUGAACGACAUGGCAUUUCAAGACCCAUCUCACUUGAAGAAGGAACAGCUCAUCCGCCUAUGCAAGCACUGGAGAGAAGGCCAGGAUGGGCCGGACGGCGUGAAAGCGUUCAAAUUCAGGAGCUACGUCAACGGCGACGGAGAUGACGCAUGCGAGGAAUACGAGGCUUAUUUCGAGCGUUGGCAAGAGGAGGCGCCUGUGAGAGACGGUAGUAUCGUCAACUCGCAAGAGGGGAACGGGCUACCUGGCAGCCUCGAGCGUUGGUGA